This is a messenger RNA of Cryptotermes secundus, 3286 nucleotides long. RefSeq names its product rab proteins geranylgeranyltransferase component A 2 (gene Rep). The record is from RefSeq and is a predicted model, not a curated record. Bases 135 to 2021 code for a protein of 628 amino acids. Gene Ontology annotation, molecular function: GDP-dissociation inhibitor activity. The transcript is spliced from 11 exons. Gene Ontology annotation, biological process: intracellular protein transport; protein geranylgeranylation; small GTPase-mediated signal transduction. Gene Ontology annotation, cellular component: cytosol; Rab-protein geranylgeranyltransferase complex; nucleus. Lineage: Eukaryota; Metazoa; Arthropoda; Insecta; Blattodea; Kalotermitidae.
CAUUGGUGGUAUCGAGUUUCAGCUGACAAGUAUUAGUUAUGGUGUGUUUAAUAAUGGUCUAAUGUCAAACAGUUAGGAAGUGGCUUUGAUAACAUUAUAUCAUCCUACUUUGUAGACUCUUAAACAAAUAAGGCAUGGAAGACGAUCUGCCGACAGAAUACGACGUUAUUGUCGUAGGAACUGGAAUGACUGAAUCUGUUGUGGCCGCUGCUGCUAGUAGAAUAGGCAAAAGAGUUCUACAUCUUGAUAGCAACGAAUAUUAUGGAGGACUCUGGGCUUCAUUCAAUUUUGAAGGAUUGCAGAAAUGGAUGGAAGAUUGCAUUCAUCCAGUGAAACCUACUGAGGAGGUCUCUGCAGUGGCGAGGGAUGGAGAAACGUUAAUCAAAGCGGGAAAUCAGUUUUCAACAGUAUCUAACAUUGAAGAAACUUGGUACAUUGCAGAAGAGCUUGCAGACUCUCAACAAGCCACAUCAUUUUCUAAGAACAAUGGAGAUGAACAAGGGGAAAAAGUUGGAGAUACAGAUGAUGUAAAGCUGGCAGAGAGUGAUGAAACAGAGAAAGAGAAGGAGAAAGAAAAUGAUGCUGAAAAAGCUGAAGCUGAAGAUGGAAAACCUGCCAUUACAGAGCCAUGGAGUCAGACUAAGCUGAAGAAAGAGUACCGUAAAUUUAAUUUGGAUUUAGCACCAAAGCUCCUGUUUGCUCGUGGCUCACUGGUUGAGCUGUUAAUCUCCUCCAACAUCGCACGCUAUGCUGAGUUCCGAAGUGUGACUAGAGUGCUGACCUGGCUGGAUGGCCAUCUUGAGCCCGUUCCAUGUUCACGAGCUGAUGUUUUUGCCACCCGUCACGUUACAGUUGUUGAAAAGAGAAUGCUCAUGAAAUUGCUCACUGUGUGCAUGGAGUAUGAACACAGUUCAAAUGAAUUUGAAGGUUUUGAAGACAAACCAUUUUCAGAGUACUUGAAAUCAAAGAAGCUGACACCAAAUCUGUUACACUAUGUGCUAUACGCUAUUGCAAUGGCUACUGAUACCACUCCUUGCAUGGAAGGUGUAGCCCGAACACAGAGGUUUCUGAAUAGCCUGGGGCGUUAUGGAAAUACGCCCUUCUUGUGGCCAAUGUAUGGCAGUGGAGAGAUACCCCAGUGCUUUUGCAGGCUCUGUGCAGUGUUUGGAGGUUUGUAUCACCUCAAACGUGCAGCUGAGGCAUUGAUAGUCACUGAUGGACAAGGAUCAGUGUCAGCUUGCCGAGGGAUUGUGUCAGAUGGACGGAGACUUGAGUCGCAUCACCUUGUGUUGGGAGUCGGCUAUGCUCCUCCACAGUUUCUCCAAGCAGCUCCCCCUGGUGGCCUAUCUCGUGGAAUUUUCAUUACAGACAGAUCCAUUCUAUUAGCUGACAAGGAAUCAUUGACAUUACUCCAGUUCCCUCCAGUAGAUGGAUCUAGUGAGCCAGUUACUGUGAUUGAAGUGGGUCCAUCAACAAAUGCCUGUCCCCCUGGAAUGUAUGUCGUGCAUAUGACAUGCAAGCAACAGACAACGGCCAGAGAGGAUCUCAAGACUGUUGUAGCAAAAUUACUGCAUACCGACAGCAUCACAAACAGCGCUGACUCCAGUGCCCAGUCUCCCAACAAGAAACAAUCUGAGGAUGGUGAAGGAGAAGAAGUCGGAGAUACAGCAAAAUGUGAGCCAGUAAAACCCCAAGUUCUAUGGUCACUCUACUUCAAUUGCCCCGAGACAUCAAAGUGUGACUUCACUGCCAACAUACCAGCCAAAGUUUACCUCUGCUCUGGACCAGACCUAGAUCUCGACUUUGAAUAUGCAGUCACAGAGGCAAAAGCAAUAUUUAGCAAGAUGUAUCCAGACAGUGAAUUUCUUCCACGUGCUCCAGAUCCAGAAGAAAUUCUUUUAGAGGGGGAGGAGAGUGCCCCAGGGCCGAUCUUUGAAGGUGAUUGUGCCAAGGCAGAGAAUGAUGGACAUAAGACUGAAGACGGUGACAGUGAUCAGACCAAAGGAGAGGAAGCUGAGUAAAAAUUUCCACAAGGAGUUGGAAAAGAAUGGUUUAAUAUUCUGUGAUCAUAGUUUAUCUGUUUACAGACCAUUUGACAUCCAGAACAUGUCUGUGCAGAUAGAAACAAGUGAGAAAUGUGGUGUCAAAGCUGUAAGGAAUACAUAUUUCUUUUGAGGUCAAUGUGGAUUGAAUAUUUGACUGUGGGUAAGGAGAUUUUAUAGGUUACUACCCAUUAACUCAGCUUUUCAACAUCCCCCCCCUCCUUUUUUCCCCCUUGAAAAAGAGGUGUGCAAUUUAGCCAGUAUCUGAUGAUCAAUAUUCAAUAUUACAGCUCCCGUAUAUAAAAUAAUAAUAUAUAAUAUAAGCAUAUAGUUUCUUUCAAGAUUUGACGUUUAUUCUUUAAGAUGUCAGGAAGUUAUGCAUGAAUAGCACAAUAGACCACUGAGGUCGCGGUGCAAGGGCCGAGGAGGCCUACCCCUCAUACAUUCAUUCAAGUUAUGCAUGAAACACUUAGCACGUUUCUGCGCAUCACACAUACACAUAGUAAGUGUAGUCUGUUGAGGCACUACAAUGCUACAAGACGGAUCAUUGGAUUUUUCAAUUGACCUGAUCCUUCCAGCAACACCAUUCGUUCAGUUUAUUUUAAACUCAAUAAAUCCUUUUUGACCAAGCCUAAGAUGUAGAACAACUAUGGCCCCAGGGUUGGCUCAGCCUCUAACAGAAACGAAUACGAGUAAUCUUCCUUGGGGUAAAGGGUGGCUGGCACAUAAGGCCUUAACGUCUCAAAAACUCUAUGGGCCUCCAUGGCCUGUUACCUUUUACACACUACUCAUGCCCUACUUAACAGAAGUGAUGUAGUUACAGGAUAGUUCUGAAGCUGAAAUCACAUUAAAGUUGCCAUGGUGCAGCUUACCACAAGAGAAGGAUAUGCUUCCAGUAUUUAUGUAGCUUAAUUUCAUAAGCAGAAUACUGUUCACAUGAUCUAGUUUGUGCUUCAAAGGUAAUGUCAGAUUAUUGUUAUUAGAAUAUAUCACUGAUGGUGCUUUAAAAUAUGUAAUUGUUAAUAGACAGCACAAAACAUUCCAAGCUAGUUCUAAUCAUCAGUGAGACUCACUGAUAUUUGCAGUCCAUUUUAUUCCAACUGCAAAGUGUUGCCUUAUUAUGUUAGUGCCAGGCACUGAUAUUAAGAUAGUGGUGUUCUGGAGAAGUAUGCAAAACGUUUUGAGAAUUUCAAUAACAUUUUGUAUAUAAAACCAUAAUAAAUGUUUUGCUUGCAUUGUUUGUA